GCUGCCACAGUAGCUGACUGGUCACCCUGCCACCCAGUGCUCACACCCUCUGGCCAGUGCCUGGCUAUGGCCCGACUGCUCAGGUCUGCAACCUGGGAGCUGUUCCCCUGGAGGGGCUACUGCUCCCAGAAGGCAAAGGGAGAGCUCUGCAGGGACUUCGUAGAGGCUCUGAAGGCCGUGGUGGGCGGCUCCCACGUGUCCACUGCCGCGGUGGUCCGAGAGCAGCACGGGCGCGAUGAGUCGGUGCACAGGUGCGAACCUCCUGAUGCUGUGGUGUGGCCCCAGAACGUGGAGCAGGUCAGCCGGCUGGCAGCCCUGUGCUACCGCCAAGGUGUGCCCAUCAUCCCAUUCGGCACCGGCACCGGGCUUGAGGGUGGCGUCUGUGCUGUGCAGGGCGGCGUCUGCGUUAACCUGACGCAUAUGGACCGAAUCCUGGAGCUGAACCAGGAGGACUUCUCUGUGGUGGUGGAGCCAGGCGUCACCCGCAAAGCCCUCAACGCCCACCUGCGGGACAGCGGCCUCUGGUUUCCCGUGGACCCAGGCGCGGACGCCUCUCUCUGUGGCAUGGCGGCCACCGGGGCGUCGGGGACCAACGCGGUCCGCUAUGGCACCAUGCGGGACAACGUGCUCAACCUGGAGGUGGUGCUGCCCGACGGGCGGCUGCUGCACACGGCGGGCCGAGGCCGGCAUUUCCGGAAGAGUGCAGCCGGCUACAACCUCACGGGGCUCUUCGUGGGCUCCGAGGGGACGCUGGGCCUCAUCACAGCCACCACCCUGCGCCUGCACCCUGCCCCUGAGGCCACAGUGGCCGCCACGUGUGCGUUCCCCAGUGUCCAGGCUGCUGUGGACAGUACCGUACACAUCCUCCAGGCUGCAGUGCCCGUAGCCCGCAUUGAGUUCUUGGAUGAAGUCAUGAUGGAUGCCUGCAACAGGUACAGCAAGCUGAAUUGCUUAGUGGCGCCCACACUCUUCCUGGAGUUCCAUGGCUCCCAGCAGGCACUGGAGGAGCAGCUGCAGCGCACAGAGGAGAUAGUCCAGCAGAACGGAGCCUCUGACUUCUCCUGGGCCAAGGAGGCCGAGGAGCGCAGCCGGCUUUGGACAGCACGGCACAAUGCCUGGUACGCAGCCCUGGCCACGCGGCCAGGCUGCAAGGGCUACUCCACGGAUGUGUGUGUGCCCAUCUCCCGGCUGCCGGAGAUCGUGGUGCAGACCAAGGAGGAUCUGAAUGCCUCAGGACUCACAGGAAGCAUUGUCGGGCAUGUGGGUGAUGGUAACUUCCACUGCAUCCUGCUGGUCAACCCUGAUGACGCCGAGGAACUGGGCAGGGUCAAGGCUUUUGCAGAACAGCUGGGCAGGCGGGCACUGGCCCUCCACGGAACGUGCACGGGGGAGCAUGGCAUCGGAAUGGGCAAGCGGCAGCUGCUGCGAGAGGAGGUGGGCGCCGUGGGCGUGGAGACCAUGCGGCAGCUCAAGGCCGUGCUAGACCCCCAAGGCCUCAUGAACCCAGGCAAAGUGCUGUGAAGGGGGUCUGAGCACUUAGCCCACAAGUUCCCUGACUACGGAGCCGGUUCUGGAACUGUUCUUCAUGCCACGGCCCCUGCAAGGGAAUAGACGCUGAGGCAGUCUUCCUGCCAGCGAGCCCACUGUAUCUGGGCCCAAGGCCAGAGGGCCCAGAGAGAAGCCUGAGCACCGUGUUACCUCCCUGGCCCUCUGGCUGGCCCCAGGAGCCUUUGGUUCAGUAAACGACCCAGGGUGGUUCCCAGCAAAGCUGCUUCCUCUCUGCUCCUACGCAUCCUGUCCUGGCUGGAAGAGACCGUCUGGGUCCAUUCAAGACUCUGAUGACACCCCUCCCCGAGGCCUCCCACUGCCGGGGUCCCAGGACCCUUCCCCCUUCACCUGGUGACAGGAACACUCCUUUCCUGGUAUGGAACGUGAGCUCCCGUGACAUGAUGAUAGGUCUUCUCCUUGGGGCCUCCCCCAAUAAAUCUGUAAUAAACCUGAAACCCACCUAUA
Messenger RNA from Pan troglodytes (chimpanzee), 2013 nucleotides. It is a transcript of the gene LDHD, whose product is annotated as lactate dehydrogenase D. Gene Ontology annotation, cellular component: mitochondrion. The record is from RefSeq and is a predicted model, not a curated record. Gene Ontology annotation, biological process: lactate catabolic process. Gene Ontology annotation, molecular function: D-lactate dehydrogenase (NAD+) activity; FAD binding; D-lactate dehydrogenase (cytochrome) activity. The coding region runs from base 67 to 1521 and encodes 484 amino acids. NCBI's taxonomy places the organism in Eukaryota, Metazoa, Chordata, Mammalia, Primates, Hominidae. The transcript is spliced from 11 exons.